AUGCCUUCAACAGAUGCUUCAACGGGAAGUGUGCCAAGCAGUGUGUCUGAAACCAUCUCACGAUUAUCUGCGAAACCGAAUGUGAAAGCUACAAUGGUACUGGAUCGAUCAAACAAUGCUAUCCUACAGACCAAUGGGUCAUUCGUGUCCUUCAGAUCCGCAGACUCUAUGCGCAGUGCAGUCAAUACAGGCGUCGCAUCCGAGACGACCUCGAUCAAAGAAGAUGGGGUGGAAGAAUUUGCGGGAAUGAUCUCCAGCUUCGUUUCUUCUGCUGGUGGUUUAGUUCAGGACCUUGACACAGAGGACGAUAUCAAACUUUUGCGACUACGAACGAAGAAACACGAGCUUGUUAUAGUGCCGGAUGCGAAGUAUAUAUUCGUUGUAGUGCACGACACACCUCCAGCGUGA
Messenger RNA from Glarea lozoyensis ATCC 20868, 408 nucleotides. Its product is annotated as Roadblock/LC7. The transcript is spliced from 3 exons. The record is from RefSeq and is a predicted model, not a curated record. NCBI's taxonomy places the organism in Eukaryota, Fungi, Ascomycota, Leotiomycetes, Helotiales, Helotiaceae. Gene Ontology annotation, biological process: microtubule-based movement. Bases 1 to 408 code for a protein of 135 amino acids. Gene Ontology annotation, cellular component: cytoplasm; cytoplasmic dynein complex. Gene Ontology annotation, molecular function: dynein intermediate chain binding.